AUGCUGCUGGAGCUCGCGGACGAGUGCAAGCAGCAGAUUUGGGGCUUUCUGGGCGUGCGGGAGCUCUGCCGUGUGGCGGGUGUGGCUCGCAAUGUCGAGCAGGGAGUUCAUAUGGGGCCGAUCUGGCAGCGACACGCUCGGACGCUGCUGGCCAAAGGUCAGGCCGCGCUUCGAGGCGACUCCGGAGUGCUCAGCUGUCGGCUGCAGCGAGGCAAUGCCAACACUCACGUGGUGCUGGUGAGGUUCCGAACCAAUAACGAGGGCUUUGCCCAGGCGUUGGCCUCCCUGCAGGAGCUGAAGACGGAGCGCGCGCAACUUAAAGAGGCGGUGCAGAACGUGAAGGCUUCGACUCAAGCAGAGAAGAGGAGCCGGCGCAGUCAGAUGAAUUGCGUGCGAUGGAUGAACCGCACCCACCGACGACAAGCUGCUGCCUCCAACUCGAUCCAAGCGCAGAAUGCGGCGCUGUCGAAGGCGGAACUGGCCGAGAGACUGCAGCGUGUAGAGAGAUCGAUUCAGGCGAUAGCCAAGGAGCAGUUUGAACUGCGUAAGCGGGCGAUGAAGAGCUUGCACAAGCUGAACGCGCAGCUUGCGAGUGGGACGAAGCUACUGCGUGAUCUGGGAGUUCCUGCUGAUAGGUAUGUAGCGUGACUUCGCGCGUGAGAUCUUCUUGUAAAUAUAUACGCUAGUCAAAAUUCUACCCU
Messenger RNA from Phytophthora sojae, 701 nucleotides. RefSeq lists its product as hypothetical. NCBI's taxonomy places the organism in Eukaryota, Oomycota, Peronosporomycetes, Peronosporales, Peronosporaceae. Bases 1 to 648 code for a protein of 215 amino acids. The transcript has 2 exons. The record is from RefSeq and is a predicted model, not a curated record.